This is a messenger RNA of Haemonchus placei, 354 nucleotides long. Lineage: Eukaryota; Metazoa; Nematoda; Chromadorea; Rhabditida; Trichostrongylidae. The record is from the annotation of a GenBank genome assembly.
GCUACUCGGUUAGCUGCAUCGAUUAUAAAUCGUUACUCUGAGAAGCAGAAGCCUAUUAGACUCCCGGUCCCAGCCAUUUGGAAACCAGCAAUGUUGUGGACAGGAAAACAACUUAUGGAACUUAUUCUAUAUGAUGACUACACAAAUCCAAUGAAACUCAAUUUAACAAUACCCAACAAGAGCUACACGGGUAAUCGGGAAUUUUGUAUUAAGGACUCCUUUGUCAUAUUCCGAAAUGGGCAGCUCAUAUCUGGAGUUCUGGACAAGUCCUUGUUAGGUUCUAGUUCAAAGACAAGUAUUUUCUUCAUUCUCUUACGAGACUUUGGUGAAGGUGCAGCAGUGGACGCAAUGUGA